This is a messenger RNA of Fusarium sp. VM40, 3624 nucleotides long. NCBI's taxonomy places the organism in Eukaryota, Fungi, Ascomycota, Sordariomycetes, Hypocreales, Nectriaceae. The record is from the annotation of a GenBank genome assembly.
AUGUCCCUCCAAGGCCACCACCGCCAUAUCACCCUCCGCCACGAGAGACAUCUACUCCGCGGCACAUCAUCUGCUCUGGCCCCAGGGGAAGCAAGAUUCUCCUCUUACUAUCUCCCCUCUCUCCCAGCAGGAGAAUACUCCUUAGUCAUUGACCAGACCAUCACCACCCCAACAAAAGAUGCUCCAAAGAGUGCCGAACCUGCCAAGCGCAAGCUUGAAGUCCUCGCACCUGAAUGGGCCCUCUCAGCGGCGAGUAAUGGAGAUAGCGAGACCACCAACACAAGUGAUGAAGAAGCUGCAGUUGUUCUAUCUGUGUUCCCGGCCAGCGGUCAGGUGGCGCCAUCUUUUCGAACGCUUCCUCAUAUAGUCCUUCGAGAUGCCCAACUUCCGUGGGUGAGAAGUGUCAGUGAGCAGACGGCAGACAAAAACAACUCAAUUCCGUGGUUUGCUCUCAUUGUCUUCUCAGCGGAUGAGUUAGAGCUUGAGGAAAACGACAGAAAAGACUAUUUCUCUGCUGUCAAUGCGAGUAUCAAUGAGACACUUGGUUGGGAUGUGACGGUUGAUCAAAUCGGCGGGAUCACAGCCAAGAAUCUGGUCAACAUAAUCCCAGAUCCUUUACUUCCAGACGUCAAAGCAAAGACCAAGACUAGUCUGAUUUCCGUCAAAGCGGACGUAUUCAAGAAGCUAUUCCCUCCCAAACCAAACAAGACCACGUUUGACGUCGAGCCGUACAGGCUUAUGUCUCACGUUCGAACGGUUCCAACUGAAGGGACGUUAUCAGCUGGGAUUAUAGCCGAUAACGACCAUGAUCCAAAGGUGGCGGGAACACAGACUCUGAGCGUUGUUAUUUCGCAUCGCUUGGGCCCAACCAACGUUCAGGUUCCUACACCUGUCUUGGCUCACCUGGUUUCUCUCCAAGGCAUUGAUGGAACGAAUGUCAGUGUCAUAAACGACAAGAAGCACGUCUUGAUGACAAGUCUAUUCAGUUGGACAUACACCGCUUUACCGCCCGGAGCACCUGACGUUGUCAGUAUGCUCCAGUAUUUGGGCAGUGAAGGCAAGGGUCUGGCGGUCCUGAGAACAGACAUGGAUAAGGAUGAUGCCCCCAAGACGGAUGAUUCCUCCAGUCCUUCAGCAGAGGAAAUGGUCAAUAAAAGGCAGAAGGACGGAUACAAUCUCGUCCGCCACCGCGUCAUUACUGGGGAACAAACGGCCGCCAUGUAUAGAGGUCCCUUAACUCCCACACGUGUGCCCUACCCACUACACGAUAAGGUGUCUUUCCAGUCCAACUUUGGAACCGAUCUUCAAAUCCUCGAUCCGAAUAUCGGCCUGAUGGAUAUCUCUUAUGCAUCGGCCUGGCAGCUUGGAAAGACACUUGCCAUGGCUGAUCCAGCCUUUACAGCCGCUCUCUCCCGGCUUCGCAUGCUGGUGCACAGAGAAGCGCUGGAACUGGAGAGGCAGAAGAAGGUUAAGGCGCUCAGAGCUCCCGUUAUUGCAACGGAGGAAGGCGUCUCACCUGCAAGGGCAAGACUGUCUGUGUUUUCAGACCAGAACCCUCAUAUUAGUUACAUGCCAAAGAAGGAGAUCAAGUCAGACAUGGCGGAGAUUGUCAAGGCGUUGAAUGGUAUCAAUGAUACCGUGCAUGAUGUAGGAACAGCCUUCUCAACGAACCGCUGGAGACGACGCAGUCCACUGUCACCAUCCCUUGACCGGGGAAAGUCAAUGACAGACCUGACUGGAGCAGGACAUGGACAGGAAGACGACUUGAUGAAUCUUCUGUCUGAACAUAUUUACCCUCAAAUGGCAGAGAACGCGCUCUUUCAUAUGCUGGACAACGCCAAAGCAUCAGAUGAUAAAGGGCUUUACCACUACCAUACCAUUCCGAGCAACACUGACUACGCCGUCAUCCAGGAGUGGGUGUUGAACAAACUACACCUAGCUGGUAUUCCUGUACAUUACUAUCUCCCCGACCCUACCUAUGUGCCUGAAGAAACCCUACGGUUCUUCCACAUUGACUUUAACUGGAUGGACGCUCUCAUUGAUGGCGCUCUCAGUCUUGCAAAUCACCUGGCUUCCAGUCCGGAAGAGGACUACUGCAGAAGUGCAUUGAAGGCGUCUCUUACGAAGUACUUCAAGACCCCCACCGUAGACGACUACUGUCAGCAAAAUCCUGCAUACGGGUUUAUACUACGCUCGAAGCUGUUGGUGCAAUUCCCAGAUCUGGCUGUCAAAGCGGAGUUUAGCAAAGAAGGCGUACACUCCAACGAGGAUUGGGACAAAGUAAAACCCAAGACCCCUAUCCUGGUACAACGACGACUUGGUCCUGAUAUGAUGCUGGUGCUGAUGGACCGAGAGCCACCCAACCUGAGUGGGAUUACCUUUACACUUCCUGCCCAUCAGCAGACCUUCAUCGCCGCUUUUGGCCUCAACGAGAAGGAAGUGAAGCUGCAGUGCAAACGCAUCUAUGCUACAGGCGCCGAUGCACCGCUUCCCGAGCCAGAUCCUGAGAAGCGCAAGGUUCUGCUAGACUCGCCCGAGGAUCCCAUCCCCACGAACAAGCUGUUUGACUGGGACGCUCGCACGUUGAGGAUUGAAGAUUACGCGAGAUACAUCCAUGACAACUUGCAAAAGCAGAUGCCAAAUGACUACAAGUCCCCAGGCCCUACAUCGGCAGUGUUUUCGCUGCAGUUGAAUGAGCCAAUCUAUACACUCAGUGUGACGGCUGAAAAGCCUAAGCUGCCACAGCAGGCGACUCGCGAGGAGUUGGACUCGUGGAUGAUUUUACAUGAGCCAAGGACAUUUCAAUUCCAUCCGCCUCCAUUUCCAACAGCAAAGUUCCAGACCAAAAGGUCGUUGACAAAUACUGCUUCAUUUUCAAAGCUGCCGAGUUUCCCAGCGACUCGCCUGAGAAUUGUCGAACCGGCUUCGUUCAAGUUUGAGACCUUCAUCAUCUCUGCUUUCAACGAUAUCGAGACUGCUUUUAAUAUACCCAGCGAAGCAUCAGACUUCGAAGCAGAUGGCAGCGCUGAGAUUCCUCCGAGUCUUCAAGACCCAAUCCAUCCAGUAGCCCAGCCCGAAUACACGCUUGGGCUCUUCCCCAUCGGUCGUAAAGCCGACGGUUUCAUCCCCUGCAACAACGAUCGCCCCAUCGAUCUAGUCUUCAGCAUCCUUCGUGACGAGAAGACCACCCCCAGCGUGUGGCCCAUGCGUAUCAAGCGCUGGGAUCUAGAAAUCAAGAUCGGCGACCCAGAUAUCAAGUCCCCCAUCCCGCCCGACAACUACGUCACGCCUCGCGCCUUGCUUCGAAACGACAGACCAGAUGGUCCAGCGCCAAUCAUGCUGUCGAAUCUGCGCUAUAAUGUGCUUAUUCAGAAAUGGGAUUUGAAGGCGAAUUUGCUGUACAUGUCGAUUGUUCCGAGGUCGCAAUGGGGUGUUCAUCUCAAGGAUACUCCUGAUGCUAGUUUUCUACUACCUAUGGCUCAUGUUUAUCCCUGGGAUGUGCCGAAGGGUAAGGAGUAUACUGUUAAGAUUACGUUAAAGAGUAUUAUGAUCAACCAGAAUGAUCCAAGUCAGACAGAGGUGCAGUAUGACCACACAAAGCUAUUCAAACUCCGAGCUCCAUAG